Fulvia fulva is the source of this 330-nucleotide messenger RNA. RefSeq lists its product as uncharacterized. The coding region runs from base 1 to 330 and encodes 109 amino acids. The transcript has a single exon. The record is from RefSeq and is a predicted model, not a curated record. Lineage: Eukaryota; Fungi; Ascomycota; Dothideomycetes; Mycosphaerellales; Mycosphaerellaceae. Gene Ontology annotation, molecular function: acyltransferase activity, transferring groups other than amino-acyl groups.
AUGAACGUCGAAUUGGACUUGGCGUACUUGCGGGCUUCGCAUUAUGCUGCGCGGCCCGCGACUCGGGGGCAGCCUCACAUUGAGCUGAAGCUCUUGGCAGUGCUUCCAGGUCAUCAGAGGCGUGGCGUUGGCUCCCUACUUGUGAAGCAAGGUCUCGAGAAGGCGGAUGAGUUGAAGCUGCCGCUGUUUGUGAUCUCAGCACUGCAGGGCAAAGCAUUGUACGAGCACUUUGGCUUCCAGCAUAUAGAGGUCUUGCCGCUCGAUGCUCGAGAGCACGGAGGGCACUCUGAAGCCAGGCAUUGGUCGAUGCUGCGUCCAGCGAACGCUUGA